UCCGGGGUCCCCCGCGGCUGCCGCCGCCGUCGCCUCCGCCGUCGCCUCCGCCUUCCCGCCCGCGACGGGCCGGGCGCCGCCUCCCCGCUGCCGUCCUCUCCGCUGCGGUCAUGUAGGACAUUGUAAAUCAUGUGAAGAUGGGCCUCUUGGUGUUUGUGCGCAAUCUGCUGCUAGCCCUCUGCCUUUUCCUGGUCCUGGGGUUUUUGUAUUAUUCUGCAUGGAAGCUACAUUUUCUCCAGUGGGAGGACUCCAAUUCAGUGGUUCUAUCCUUUGACUCCGCUGGACAAACUCUAGGCUCAGAGUAUGAUCGGUUGGGCUUCCUCCUGAAGCUGGACUCUAAACUGCCUGCGGAGUUAGCCACCAAGUACGCAAACUUCUCAGAGGGAGCUUGCAAGCCUGGCUAUGCUUCAGCCUUGAUGACUGCCAUCUUCCCCCGGUUCUCCAAGCCAGCACCCAUGUUCCUGGAUGACUCUUUCCGCAAGUGGGCAAGGAUCCGAGAAUUUGUGCCGCCUUUUGGGAUCAAAGGCCAAGAUAAUCUAAUCAAAGCCAUCUUGUCAGUCACCAAAGAGUACCGCCUGACCCCUGCCUUGGACAGCCUUAGCUGCCGCCGCUGCAUCAUCGUAGGCAACGGAGGUGUCCUUGCCAACAAGUCUCUGGGGUCACGAAUUGAUGACUAUGACAUUGUGGUCAGACUGAACUCAGCACCAGUGAAAGGCUUUGAGAGGGACGUGGGCAGCAAGACUACACUGCGCAUCACCUACCCUGAGGGCGCCAUGCAGCGACCUGAGCAGUAUGAACGCGAUUCUCUCUUCGUCCUCGCUGGCUUCAAGUGGCAGGACUUCAAGUGGUUGAAGUACAUCGUCUACAAAGAGAGAGUGAGUGCAUCGGACGGCUUCUGGAAAUCUGUGGCCACUCGAGUGCCCAAGGAGCCCCCUGAGAUUCGUAUCCUCAACCCGUAUUUCAUCCAGGAAGCUGCCUUCACCCUCAUCGGACUGCCCUUCAACAAUGGCCUCAUGGGCCGCGGGAACAUCCCGACCCUGGGCAGUGUGGCCGUGACCAUGGCGCUGCAUGGCUGUGACGAAGUGGCAGUCGCAGGCUUUGGCUACGACAUGAGCACACCCAACGCACCCCUGCACUACUAUGAGACCGUGCGCAUGUCAGCCAUCAAAGAGUCCUGGACACACAAUAUUGAGCGGGAGAAAGAGUUUCUGCGGAAGCUGGUGAAAGCGCGCGUCAUCACUGACCUAACCAGUGGCAUCUGAGAUGGGCCCAGCACGUGGCACGGAGGUCCCAGCACCACCACCAGCAGGCAGCAGCCACCGCCACCCGCCCAGUUCAUUGGCCUUGGUCUGGCUCUGCCUGAGAGGCACAGAAGUGUUGAGACCCAGAGAAGGACAGUGCCAAGUGGCCCCAGGGGUGGCGAAGCCUUGGCAGGGCAGCCAGAGCUGUGUCUGCUCAGAGACCAGCCCUCGGCCUCACUCUCAGCCUGGAUCCUUGAAGCCAGAGCGCCAGGAGGCCGCUGGCCGUGCCCCGCGGGCCCAGCAUGCCAGAGGUGGACGUUAGGCAGCAAGGCGGCUGCCGGAAUUAUUUCUCCAAUCAGUGUUUGGUGUACUAUCAUUUUGUGAAUUGGGGUGGGGGGUGGGGAUAAUUUAUUUUUAAAUAAGGUUGGAGAUGUCGAGUUUGGUACACUUGCCAUGCAGAGAGAGGGCCCACCAGGCGGGGGUGCCAUAGGCUCCCUGUGGAGUGGGAGUGCCAUGACUAGCCUGUACUCUGCUCAAGAGCUGCAAGGAGCUGGGCGGGAGCUCAUGCCAGCCCCCUGCAGCUCAUGACAUUGCUUGGCCUUUCUUGAGGAGAAGAUGGGAUACUCCCACAUACCAGCUGCCCACUGUCCACAGGGAAACCCCGGAGCCAUUCUUUAAGCCAACAAGACAGCCCCUGGGCUAGAGCAAAGAGAACUCGGAGCUCAGGAGGCGAGGCCUGGCCCAGCCCGAAGGGAAUGGCCCCUCCCCAGCUGCUACUGAUCCGUAGGACAGUGCCCAGGCCUGGACUGACCAACUUGGCAGCUGUUCUGGGUUUCAGCAGGACUGCCAGGUCCUUGGGUUCUGCCUUGAGCCUGGACCAGAGGGAAGUGAGGCUUAAGGACCUUACCCAGGCUGCGGCAGCCAUCCUGGGCAGCCAUCCUGGAAGCAAUAAAGCUCUUCCCUGA
Molecule: messenger RNA, 2206 nt
Organism: Myotis myotis
Lineage: Eukaryota; Metazoa; Chordata; Mammalia; Chiroptera; Vespertilionidae
Gene: ST3GAL3
Product: ST3 beta-galactoside alpha-2,3-sialyltransferase 3
Exons: 12
Coding region: 138-1262 (374 amino acids)
Molecular function (GO): sialyltransferase activity
Source: RefSeq, a predicted model, not a curated record